AUGUCAAUCGGGUCGGGUCAAACCGGCCCGUUGACGGGUCGCACUGGACCCGCCUAUGAUCACCCAAUCUUCUACGCACCAUCAGAUCUGUUUGAGUCCUUGCGCGCACAUCAGCAGCCGCGCUUCCCACUACCAGAGAGUAGUGCGCGCCACCCCACAGAGCAGCGCGCUGUUACAUCUCACGUGCUGGUUACAUCUCACUCUUCUGGUUACAUUGACUCAAUCUGCUCCUCAUUCUCUCAUCUCCUCUCCUUCCAUUCUCUCCCUCACACACUAUCCUUUCCCCCCUCUCUCCCUCUUUCCCUCCCUCCUUCCCUCCCUCUAUCCCUCUUUGCCUCCCUCCUUCUCUCCCUCUCUCCCUCCUUUCAUCAGAAGUAUCCUCACGACUUGGCAAGAGCAGUGGAGGCAGCAGUGGCAUCCCUACAGGCUGUGCUCGCACGAACCUUGCAGCACCGCUCUCCACCUCUGGACGGCACCGAGUCCUCUCCCACUCCCCCCACUCCCAAGCGCCUGGAGCUCUGCCUCGUUCAGAGCCGCGAUGACAUUAUAAGCCCGCCUGUUGUGUUACGUGCACAAGCGGUUGAAAGCGGUGUAGAUGGUUUAGAUGGAUUGCAAGAUGGUGAAAGUGCCUUGCGCGUGAUGCGGACCGUACUUGUCUCCCGCCGAGUAGCCAUGGAGGACGCACAGGCGCGCCGCUCUCGCCUGCGCAGCAUGCGCGAGUCCGCGGCGAAGCAGCAGGCGGCGUCCCCCGGCGUGCCCACGCCUUCCGCCGCCCUCUCCGCACUCCCCUCCCCCGACUUCUCUCCGCCACUUAUCCGCACGCAUCUGCGCGUGCGCCAUCCGGGGAAGGCGGACCUGGGGGAGGUAGAUCUGCUAGACGGCCAGCAGGAGCAGCCACCACAGGCUCGGGGAAUUUCUCACAGGCCUCAUGUGGAGAUCGCGAGCAUGGAGGUGAAAGCCCAGCUGCUGGUGGUGGAGGGGAGAUGUCCCAUGAAGCAUCGCCACAUCUCUUAA
Closterium sp. NIES-65 is the source of this 1014-nucleotide messenger RNA. The record is from the annotation of a GenBank genome assembly. Lineage: Eukaryota; Viridiplantae; Streptophyta; Zygnematophyceae; Desmidiales; Closteriaceae.